AUGUCCAAGUUAUUCGCUCCCAUCAACGUCGGGCGCAUGUCCCUCGCUCACCGCAUCGCCAUGGCCCCGAUGACUCGUUUCCGCAUCGACGACGAGCACGUCCCCCUCCCCAUCGUCAAAGACCACUACGAGCAGCGCGCCAGCGUCCCCGGAACCCUCCUCAUCACCGAAGCCACCCUCGUCUCCCCCCGCGCCGGCGGCUUCCCCAACGUCCCGGGCAUCUGGAGUGACGCGCAGAUCGCCGCCUGGCGCACCGUGACGGACGCCGUCCACGCCAAGGGAUCCUACAUCUACAUGCAGCUCUGGGGCCUCGGACGUGUCGCCAGCCCCGACCUGCUGAAGCAGGGCGGUUUCGAUCUCACCGGCCCCAGCGCGACGCCCGUCAGUCCGGAGGCCCCCGUCCCGCGCGCCCUCACGGAGGACGAGAUCCGCGCCUUCAUCGCCGACUACGUCCAGGCGGCCCGUAACGCCAUCGCCGCCGGCUUCGACGGCGUCGAGAUCCACGGCGCAAACGGCUACCUGAUCGACCAGUUCAUCCAGGACACGUCGAACCAGCGCACCGACGCCUGGGGUGGCAGCGUCGAGAACCGCGCGCGCUUCGCUCUCGAGACGAUCCGUGGCGUCGUUGACGCUGUCGGCGCGGACCGCACCGCUGUCCGCUACAGCCCGUUCAGUACGUUCCAGGGUAUGCGCAUGGCGGACCCCAUCCCGCAGUUCGAGUACUUGGCGCGCAAGACGGCGGAGUUUAAGUUGGCGUAUGUCCAUGUCGUGGAGGCGCGCGUGGCCGGCAACGCGGAUGUUAAUGAGACGGGCGAGUCGUUGGAUUUCUUUGUUCAUGCAUACAGCGGCGCUGGGCCUGUGAUGGUCGCUGGUGGGUAUAAGCCUGAGUCGGCGAAGGAGGCGGUUGAUAAGCGUUACAAGGACCAUGAUGUUCUGGUGGCGAUUGGACGGCCCUGGACCGCGAACCCGGAUCUGCCGUUCAUGGUUAAGGCUGGUCUGCCUUUGCGGCCGUAUGAGAGAGACGUCUUCUAUCUGCCUAAGGAUCCGAAGGGAUACGUCGACUAUGAGUUCAGCGAGGAGUUCAAGGCUGUUCAGGCGGCGGCUUGA
Aspergillus melleus is the source of this 1107-nucleotide messenger RNA. RefSeq names its product alkene reductase. Bases 1 to 1107 code for a protein of 368 amino acids. The transcript has a single exon. Gene Ontology annotation, molecular function: NADPH dehydrogenase activity; FMN binding. The record is from RefSeq and is a predicted model, not a curated record. NCBI's taxonomy places the organism in Eukaryota, Fungi, Ascomycota, Eurotiomycetes, Eurotiales, Aspergillaceae.